Molecule: messenger RNA, 1370 nt
Organism: Sapajus apella (tufted capuchin)
Lineage: Eukaryota; Metazoa; Chordata; Mammalia; Primates; Cebidae
Product: translation initiation factor IF-2-like
Exons: 4
Coding region: 1-1056 (351 amino acids)
Source: RefSeq, a predicted model, not a curated record
AUGGGCCGCGGCUGCGGAGCGAGGAGGGAGAGCGGCCCUAGGCCUCCCCCCGACUCCGGAACGGGCGCCUGGAGCGGCUUAGGAGCCGCCGUCACCGCCGCGAUUUUUGGAGAGCACCACCCCCCCCCGGCCCCCAGGAGAAAUCGAGAGACGGAGAAGGGAGGAGACCCCAAGCGCGCGAGAAAUAAAGCCAGGGGUGGCCAGAAAGAGGCGGCAGGAGAGAGAAACAGACCCAAGGGAGCCAGUCGCGGCCGCUGCCCCCGCCCUCCUGGCAACCCGGCCCCCUCCCUUCUUCCCUCCCCCCUCCUCCCGUCUUCUCGCCGCCCGGGGAGGCUUCGGGGCUCCGGCCCCGCCGGCACCUUCUCGGCGAGCGAGCGCCCGCCUGCGCGUCCGCCAGCAGCGCGCCCCAGGGGAGGGAGCGAGGGCUGCGCGCUGCGCGCCCGGCCGGGGAGGGCAGCGUCGCCCCCCGCGCCGACGUCCGGGCCCCGGCACCCCCGCGCGGGCCCCCGACUAAUGCCGGGGAGGCGGCCCCGCGAGCCGCCGCAGGCCGCUCGGGCUCGGGACGAGACUAGCCUCCGGCUCCGACAAUGUGCCAGUUCAGGAGCCCGCGCGGCUCGUCCCCAGCCCCGACCCGUCCCGCUCUGCCCCUCCCUGUCCCUGCCAGGCUCGGACCUGCGCCGCCCGCGAGGGCUGGAAGGCACUGGGAGCGCCGCCGGGGCUGCCGAGAGGCCGGGUCCCCGCUCCACUUUGCGCAAACUUGUUUUUCUAAGGUCGGCGCCGCGAGCUGGCUACAUCGUCUUCUUAAGGUGGACUGGGGAAGUUGCGGCCAACCUCCCCUCGCCUCCGGACUCCGGCCGCGCGCGGCUAGUACCCGCUGCCCGCUGGCGAGAGGCUGGAGGCGGCGAAGGAGUCGGGGAGUGGAGGCGCGGGGGUGGGGGGUGCCUGCCUUUGCCCCUCCCCAAGAGGCCGUGCCCCUGCGCCCAAAGCUGGACGCCCCUCUUGGGGGUGGGUGCGGGCCGAAGGGGCCCCGAUCCUUUCAGAGCCGGGCCGAGGUGAAGGAAAAGGAGGAAAGGGCACAAUCUGUCAGCCAAUCCUGCCUGCUGGGCCUUCCCAUCACAUCCAGAGCCGAACCACUUCUCAGCACCUCUGCUGCUCCCGCCCUCCGUCUGAGCCUCCACCGCUCUCACCUGGGUGCCCUAUUUCCACCUGGUGCCUUCUGUCUAUUCCUCAGCAGCCCGCGGAAUCCUUGCACAGAAGUCAGAUCACAUUCCUUCCCUGUCGUCAAAGGAAGAAGACAAAUGAGCACGAGUAGGAGAGGAUCAGGGGCUUGGGAGCCAAGAUUUUGCCAAUUUGACUUAUGCAAAAAAAAA